Molecule: messenger RNA, 5383 nt
Organism: Spirodela intermedia
Lineage: Eukaryota; Viridiplantae; Streptophyta; Magnoliopsida; Alismatales; Araceae
Source: the annotation of a GenBank genome assembly
AUGAACGCGGUGUACAAUCGGCUGCUGUCGAAUGGAGGAAGCGGCAGCACGUCGCCGUCGCCGCCGGCGUCGCCGAUGCGGUCGCCGAGGUUGCGGCACGGGAGGCCGCCCAAGGGGGGGCGGUUCGCUCAGCAGCAGCCGUGGGGGCAGAUGAGGGCGCUGCCGCAGCGGAUCGCUUGGGCGCUUCUUUCCCUCCUCCUCCGGCGGCAGGCAAUCUUCCUCUUCGCCCCGCUCAUCUAUAUCUCCGGGAUGCUCCUCUACAUGGGGACCGUAUCGUUGGACGUCGUACCGCGGAUCAUAAUGCGGCCGCCACCUGGGUCCGUCUACCGCAGUCCCCAUCUCUACCAGAGGCUCCGCCAUGAGAUGGACUCAGAUAAUUCAUCCGACCACUCGGUGAGGAGACUGGGUCAGUCGGCCCCCCAUUGCCCUUUAUAAUUCAUCAGGCUACAACCGGUUGCCGAGCUCUGGGAUCUGUCAGGAUCUGAGCUCUUGUAUGACGUUCUCAUCUGAGCCCUUGUACCCUUGUUUACCGAUGCCAUGGUUCUCGUCGUUCUCAUUUUCCGUCUUCUCCCAUAAGAAUCGGUGGCAUCGGGUUCUAUAUGGUGGUUCUCAUCUGUCUUCAGUGCGUUUUUUUUUUUUUUUUUCCCCAGUAGCAAUAUUCAUUAACUAAAUUAGUUAUUGCUGAAGAUAUAUUUUUUUUAAAAAAUAAUAUAAUCCUGGGGGGAAGUGAAACUUUUCAUUUUUUUUGGUCUACAAGAUAUUUUAAUUUUAUUCAUGGAAUGUGGCAAAGUUUGCUAGUUGUCGAUUGAGCACGACUGAAGCUUCUACCUUUGCUGUAGCUAGCAGCAAUAUGGAGACACCCUCUUAAAGGUGGUGAAUGGAGACCUUGCAUAAACAGGAGUUCAAAUGGUAUGAUCUAUCACAAAAUAGGGAAAUAGUUGUCGCUUCCAUUCCUGAAAUGCACACAAUUUCUUCUGUUGCUUGUGUAUGGAAGAAUGUUUUCAUUACUAUUAUUGACUUUUUAUUCUUCUUUUUUCUCUGUGCUUGCCUGGUUUUAUACGACUGAUAUGUCCACUAAAUUAUCUUGUUUCGUUUUGGUAACUUAUGCAUUGGGGUUUAUAUGAUUCCCUUUCCAGUUUUUAUCAUAUAUUUACAGCUUACAACUUAGAAGAAAUACGGUGAUGUGGUCUUCCUAAAGCAUAUAUUUACGAGACAAACUGAGUGCAUUGAUGAAAAACAAAAUGAGCAAAGUAUCAUAACAAAAAUAGGAAUGGAUAAAGAAAGGGUGAGUCUUAUGUGAAAGGUCGUGAUCUUCAUGAAAUGCUUCCAUUCAUAAGCUAUUCCAGUUUAUAUCAUUUCACCUUAUCUGAAGAGAAUGUAGAUGGAACAGCCCCAUAAUCUGCCGAUGAAUGACUACUUCUUGUCAAUGUAGAACAGAGUAGAGAUCUGAAUGGCAGAUUCCCUGCGGUAAACACCGACCCUUUAUGCAGUAAGGCUUAUUUUGUAAUCUAUUUAGUAGACGGAUGGGUGAGAUGAUUGUGUGAUUCUUAGUGGAUGAUGCCGCGUUGUCCACUACUAUUCAUGGAAUAGAGAAGUAGUAAUCUCCAAGAUUUUGGCGACAACUCAGUGACAUUUUUGGCGGGGAUGGAGCAUAUCAGUGGAGAACAAUUGGGUUGACAUACUGCUAUGUUUUGUGGGAUCAAAGCACAUCAGUGGCAUCUUUCUUUUUGGCAGAUACUUUGACCAUUUGCAUAAAGGCUAAGUGCUGCAUCUCUCUUGACUCAGGUUUGGGCUAUUCAAACGGCUAUAUAUAUGUCGAGGCAAAUGGUGGCUUAAAUCAGCAGAGAAUUUCGGUGAUCCCUCUUUUUUUCUUGGUCAACAUGAACCAGAUAUAAUUACACGAGAUCUGCUGCUUAGACCGAAUCUAAUUCUCAUCGAAGUAGUUUUUCACAGUUCCUUUUCGAACUCAUGGCUGGUAUUUUUGUUUGGGUGUCGUGUUUCACAGAUAUGCAAUGCAGUUGCCGUCGCGGGUUAUUUGAAUGCGACUCUUGUAAUCCCAAACUUUCAUUUCCAUAGUGUGUGGAAGGACCCAAGGUUUGUGUUCUCAACAUGGUUGCCCAAGGCUCGAUUUCUUCAAAGCUAUUUUGCCAAAUGUUCAUUCUAUAUGGAUUCCUAUCUGUGCCAUUAGUAGAUAUACAACCUCAAAGGAUUCUUAGAUAAUUAAAAAAAAUAAAAUCUCAUAGUUUAUGAACCGUCAUAAAUUGGCCCAGAUUGUAGCUGACAAACUGUGUAAGCUCUGCCUGUUUAAUUGGUAUGAAGAUCUCGGUUUUUUUUUUUUUGUGUGUUUUAUUACAUGCCCCAGCAAUGUGCUCAUUGUUCAUGCUGUUCUAAUGAGUAAAGACUAAAUCUAGUGGUAACUCGAGUCUAUGUGAUUUAUGUGAUUGAAGUGAAGUGACUACUGGCAUUUUUUUUUCCCCCCUCAAAAUCAUGAAAAGGGCAUGUGGGUUGGAAAUAUAUUAACCCAAGUUUCUUCUUCCUGGCGCAGCAAGUUUAGAGAUAUCUACGACGAGGAACACUUUGUCAGCACCUUAAAAAGCGACGUGCGGGUGGUCGCCAAGGUGCCUGAUUUUAUCAUGGAAAGAUUUGGCCACAACAUGAGUAACGUUCCCAACUUCAAGAUCAAGGCCUGGUCUCCCAUCCAUCUCUACAGAGACGUAGUUCUGCCCAAGCUGAUGGAGGAGAAGUGAGUAGACAAUCUUGCUAUAUUUGCUGCUUUUCGUGGCUUUUAUUGCUUCUGUAGUAGAAGGGAAUCGCUACCGAUCGCUUUACUCUACAAGCCCCCUUCCAUCAGAAAGCUAACUACGAGAAAUGCUCUGUUCUCCCUGCAAUGGGCAUUAUGUCUUCUUAAAAAUUGUCAUAUUGUGAACAUUCCCCCUCGGCGUGCAUACAUCAGACUGAUGAUCUCCAAGGCCUUUUAAUUCCGUAAAAUUUUCAAUUCGUUUUUGAGAACACCGCCGUUUUUCCUCCUGUUAGAAAUUUGUGCCAUUUUACUCAUUCCUUGUAUACAUGACAUCAUAGCAGAGAAAAUCAUUUUUGGCCUAGAUUAUAAGCUUCUUUGUUCCCUUCAAAUAAUUCCUAGAAAAUGGAUACACAUUUGAAAAAAAAAGGGUAAUGAUCGUCAAAUGCCCCAUCAACUGCUUAUUGUGACCAAACAAACAUUUGCAACAUUCCAGGGCUUCUUCCCCUGAUAUGAGGUCUUUGGGAGUGUUACAGUUGUUUGGAACACUCUAUGGAAACUUUGUAGAUAUAUUUUCUCUGGGAAUCUGAUCUUCCUGGAAUCACCUGCUCAAGAAAUUCCCUUCUUUCUCCCCAUUUCAAUCCAGGCUCAUUAGGAUCUCUCCAUUUGCAAAUCGGUUGUCGGAGGAUGCUCCUGGUGAUGUCCAGCGUUUAAGGUGCCUUGCAAACUACGAGGCUUUGAGGUUCUCAAAUCCCAUAUCCUCCAUGGCCGAAAGCCUUGUUGCCCGAAUGAGAAGGCACAGCCUAAAUGAUAACGGGAGGUACAUCGCAGUUCAUCUCCGCUUCGAAGAGGUCAACCACUCAAAACCCAUUUCCUCUGUGCUUCGCAGUUCAUCGACUCUAUGCUUUGCUCUUGCACUGCAGUCCUCUGAUAAUCUUGCUUCAAAUCCAUUACUCAAAGGAUAUGGUUGCCUUCUCGUGCUGUGUAUUCGAUGGUGGAGAGAAGGAGAAGAAAGACAUGGAUGCAGCUAGAGAGAGAGGCUGGAGAGGGAAAUUCACCAAACGUGGUCGUGUUAUACGACCAGGCGCCAUCAGGAUGAAUGGAAAAUGCCCACUUACCCCUUUGGAGGUAUAUAUCUUUAUUCCCCCAUCUAAUUUCACCUAUACUGAUUCCUAUGCACCAUACUCCUUGUUCAUGUGGUGUUCCUGAUCUGCUACCUCGAAACACUGUGAUCAAAUGCCUUCUGGUCUACCCUUCCUUCCGUAUCCUGCAAAGGACUCUGCAUUUUUACCCGACUGAGCAGCUCAUCUUGUUCAAACUUUGUCGACCGUUGUAAGAAAAGGAGAUCUGAUGAUUGAAUUUCUACACAGAAAAAACCCAUUUGACUUCUCUGCUUUUUCAAAGCCCUUCUGAGUGACUACCAUGUCUAUCUUUGUUCCCUCUUCGUAAUUUGGCUGCAGAUCAUGAGACGGGACUAUUGACUUUGCUUUCUUGUGUACAUGUUUUCCGAGGGACUUGUUGGUGUUCGUGUUUAUAUUUCUCCCAGCAUAGAGAUGUCACGAUUCAAAGAUGUGAGAUGAGAUGUUUCCAUGAGUUUCAUGCGGGAAAAUCAUUGCCCUCGAACACGUGUGUCAGCAAAGUUUGACUUUUACAGAUUGCUUGGAAUUUUUGUAGUGAUUUUAAAGUAAUUCUUUAAAUAGUUAUGAAUGAAUAAACGCUAUGUUCUCACACUGGGCACAACCUGUUGUUACUCUAAUUCUUGUCUUCAGGUCGGGCUAAUGCUUCGGGGCAUGGGGUUCAAUAAUAAUACAUCGAUUUACUUGGCAUCCGGGAAGAUCUACGAGGCAGAGAGGACCAUGGCUCCACUCCUCGAAAUGUUUCCUCUUCUGCAAACCAAAGAGAUGUUGGCAUCCGCCGAGGAGCUCGCCCCAUUCAAGGUGCCCCUAGUUGCUUCACUACGCCAUUCAUCCCCCAGACCUUAGACAUUGGACCCGGCAAUUUCUAUCUGUCUUUCUAAUCUUGUGCAAGUCCUUCUAGAACUACUCCUCCAGGAUGGCUGCCAUAGACUACACCGUUUGCCUCCAGAGCGAGGUGUUUGUCACAACUCAAGGUGGAAACUUCCCACACUUCCUCAUCGGCCACAGGCGGUACUUGAACGGUGGGCACUCGAAGACCAUCAAACCUGACAAGAGGAAGCUGGCUCUCUUGUUCGACAAUCAAAAUAUCGGGUAUGCAUCUCAUGAUCCUCUGGAAUAUCCCUCCACUUGCUCCUCCACACUGUUCUGAUAAUGCAUUCUCAUGAUCCUCUGGAUUUAUGCAGUGUUCCUAGUUUGUUUUCUAGUGCUAAGCUAAAUGGUACUUGCCCCAACGAAGAGCACCUCUGGAAUGCACGGUUCAUCUUUACGUCCCAUAAACUGAGAUGGCAUGGCUCUGACCCUAGUUUUUUGCAGGUGGAGGUCUCUCAGACGCCAUCUGGUAAAUAUGCGAGGCCACAGCGAUGCCAAGGGCAUCGAGAUUAAACGGCCUAGCGAUUCCAUCUACACAUAUCCCUGUCCUGACUGCAUGUGCCGCCUGAGUAAAUCAGAAACAUCAAAGGUUUGGUCGGCACAGAGGACCACCCCAGAGGGAAAUCCCCGCUCAGCCUAA